Gossypium raimondii (Peruvian cotton) is the source of this 692-nucleotide messenger RNA. RefSeq names its product 50S ribosomal protein L28, chloroplastic. Lineage: Eukaryota; Viridiplantae; Streptophyta; Magnoliopsida; Malvales; Malvaceae. Gene Ontology annotation, molecular function: structural constituent of ribosome. The record is from RefSeq and is a predicted model, not a curated record. Gene Ontology annotation, biological process: translation. Gene Ontology annotation, cellular component: ribosome. Bases 91 to 522 code for a protein of 143 amino acids. The transcript is spliced from 2 exons.
CUUUUAAAAAAUAAAAUCAUUAUCCUAGCCAGUAUCCACGCAAAAAAGCGGUCAGACAAAGAGAGAAACGGGUAGACAGAGAGAGCAACAAUGGCAACGUUGGCCACUUUGGGAACUACUUCACUCCUUAGGUUUCAGAAAGCAGACCCCCUAAAGGCAAGCCCAUCUCCACAUCUUCUGGGUUCUCUCUCUUCUCAAGUCAGUGGCAUCAAAUUAUCCUGCAACCUCCCUGACGUGGCACCUCUCAAACCCAUAUCCACACCUUUCACUCCUCUCCAGCCUGUUGCUCGCAGAGUAUGCCCUUUCACUGGAAAGAAGGCAAACAAAGCUAACAAAGUAUCCUUCUCGAACCACAAGACAAAGAAAUUGCAGUUUGUCAAUCUCCAAUACAAGAAGGUUUGGUGGGAAGCUGGUAAACGCUAUGUAAAACUGCGCUUGUCGACCAAGGCGUUGAAGACCAUAGAGAAGAACGGACUGGAUGCUGUUGCUAAGAAAGCUGGAAUUGAUCUUCGCAAGGAAUGAUAAGGUAACCUAAUUUUUAAAUUCAGGUUGUAGUUUGAAAACUAUUUUCGAAGAAAACAAAAUCCUCGUUAAGCCUUUUGCUAAUUCUGAGUCUUUUUCCCUUUAUUUUGAUUUCUUCUUCUUUAAUGCAACUCCUUUUGGUUUAAAUGAGAAUAUCAUGAUUCUGAUUA